UUUCGUUCUGAGGUGUCACCACAGUCAGUAACCCAGGAGUGCAAGAAAGCUGAAGGCCUCUUUGCUGGAAGACCUGUUGGUGUUGUUGACACUCCUGGGCUCUUUGACACAAAAGUAGGAAACCUGAAAACUGUUGAAAAGAUUAAGAAUGCCAUCCAGCAUCUCCCAGGAUUCCAUGCCAUCCUCCUGGUGAUGCAGCUGAGCCGAAUGACUGAGGAAGAGCAGGAAGUGGCUGAGUGGGUGGCCAAGAUAUUCAAUAUUGAAGCACAGAGGUACACAAUCCUGUUAUUCACCCGAGCAGAAGACCUGAAGCAUCCAGGAGACCUGAAGGAUUUCAUAGAAAACAGCCCACACCUCAAGGGUUUGGCAUGGAAGUGUGGAAAUCGGUACAUUGGAUUCAACAACAGAGCCACUGGGGAGGAGAGGGAUCGGCAGGUAGCAGAGCUCAUCAGGAUGAUUGAUGCCAUGGUAGAGCAGAAUCGUGAUGCUGCACAGUACACGCAGCCAAUGCUGGAGAAGGACAAACGCACCUUCUUUCAGAAGUUUUGUACCAUCCUGUAGGCUCGGUGUGGGAAGCCAUGCCUCCUCCGCUGUGCCGCCCGUGCUGUGCUCUGCAGACGACUCUGAAGUCGAAGGAGCUCUUUCCUCCUUCCUUGCUCGCAGUUCCCAUCCUUCCCCCCGCCCCGUGUGACCGCUUUCCCCACGAGCGUGCGCUGCCGAGUCGCUCCGCUCCGCCGCUCUGGGCUCCGCCGCGCUGCCGCUCUGCUGCCCCGGCCGCUGACACGGAGGAGCCGAGACCGAUGGCAACGCGGGGCUGCGAGAUGCGGCCCUCGGGCGAGGGCUCGGCGCGGA
This is a messenger RNA of Lagopus leucura (white-tailed ptarmigan), 852 nucleotides long. RefSeq names its product GTPase IMAP family member 9-like. NCBI's taxonomy places the organism in Eukaryota, Metazoa, Chordata, Aves, Galliformes, Phasianidae. The record is from RefSeq and is a predicted model, not a curated record. Gene Ontology annotation, molecular function: GTP binding. The transcript has a single exon. The annotation marks the transcript as partial.